This is a messenger RNA of Chelonoidis abingdonii (Abingdon island giant tortoise), 2276 nucleotides long. The record is from RefSeq and is a predicted model, not a curated record. NCBI's taxonomy places the organism in Eukaryota, Metazoa, Chordata, Testudines, Testudinidae.
AUGUACGGUGGCCAGCAGCAGUUGCAGCCCCAGGCGCUUCCCCUGCACCUGCAGCACCACCGGCCCCAGCCCUGCUACCAAACGCUGCCUCUGCCGCACCACCGGCCCCGGCAGUGCCCCGAGCCCCUGCCGUGCUACGAGCCGCCUCCCCUGCAGAACCGGCCCCGGCCGUGCCCCGAGCCGUCUCCCUUGGAGAGCCGGCCCCGGCCUUGCCCCGAGCCCCUACCGAGCCCCGAGCCGCCUCCCUUGCAGAGCCGGCCCCGGCCGUGCCCCGAGCCCCUGCCGAGCUGGCCCCAGCAUUGCCCGGAGCCGCCUCCCUUGCAGAGCCGGCCCCGGCCGUGCCCCGAGCCCCUGCCGAGCUGGCCCCAGCAGUGCCCGGAGCCGCCUCCCUUGCAGAGCCGACCCCGGCCGUGCCCCGAGCCCCUGCCGAGCUGGCCCCAGCAGUGCCCGGAGGCGCUGCCCCACCAGCAUCAGGACGGCAACGUGGUGUACGAGCGGGUGAGGACCUAUAGCUGCCCCGGGGGCAAGCGGGUGCAGGUGCUGGAGCUCCCUCCGUGCUCCCCCAGGCCGGUGUCCCCGCUGGAGAAUGCGCCAGGCCACCAGCAUGUCAUCUGGAGCCGCGACCCGCCUCAGCAGUUACAGGAGCCAUUGUCUCCAUUUCUGAGAGGAGGAAAUUACUGCCCGGGAAACAAUGUUAUCUAUGAAAAGACAAUAAGAAAAUAUGAGUUGCUAAAUCCUGAACAGGAGAAACAAUACCAGUUUUCCCACCAGUCCAACCAGUCCCAGGUUAGCCAGGUAUGCCAGCAAUCUGAACAGCCCCAAAUCAUCCACCAGUGCCGAGAAACACAAAGUUGCAGUCCCUGCGAAAUAAGCUCAAUCUCUGUGAGUGAUGGUGGAAGAGGAACGAACACCGUGCAGAGAGUAAUAAUCCAAGGCUGCGAACCAGUACACAGUCUUCAAGAAACUAAUGGGCAGCUGGACUCCAGAUAUUUUGGCGAGCUACUUGCUGAAGUGAACCGCAAGAGCAAUGACCUGUACAGCUGUUUACUGCAGCAUGUGGAAAAGAUAGGAAGAAGGACACAGGACAAUGAAUCUACAAGUCAAGUAGAAGACAUUGAAGGUUUGAUUCCCAAAGGACUGUCAGAGUUGACAAAGCAGCAAAUUCGCUAUCUCCUGCAGAUGAGAGUGACAUCCGAUAAAUCACUGCGACUUGUACUUUCCACUUUUGGUAGUUUGCGAGAGGAGCUUUGCCAUCUACAAGAUGACUUAGGGAAAUUGGAAACUGACAAGAUGUUACUAGAGAAAGAUCUGGCUUUUAAAGAAUCUCAGGUGAAGGAGUAUGAAACACUGUUGGCAUCUGUGAGAGAGAAUAAUCGCCAACAGCAGCAAGGACUCAGAGACAGUGCUUCAAAGUGUCGUUCAUUGGAGGAACAGAUCAUCUCUCUCCGGUAUGCUGAGGGAGAGAAGGACUGUCGGUUAAAAGAACUGGAAUACUGCAAGCGUGCCUUGGAACAAGAGAUUCAGAACCUGAGAAUGCAGACCUGUUCUAAUCCAGUGAUACAAACCACCACAGAUGAGCUCUCUAGUCGUUACGUGGAGAUGAUUAACAACCUGAGAGAGGAUAAAGAUAGAGAGAUCCGCAAUCUUAGGUCCCAGAUAAACCAGUUCCAGCAAGAUAUUUCAAGAAGAGAUGGAAGUAACAGUGACUUCCAGAUGAGGCUGCAUGAACUUACUUCAAUGUUAGAAGACAAGGAGACUUUUAUUAAACAGCAGCAAGAGGAACUCUUCAGGUUGAAGCAAGAAAGAUUAUCAUGCAAUCAAUCAACAGGUGUAACAAAGUCUGUCAUCACAAAAAAGUACAUGAACCAAUAUCCAAUCCUUGGUCUCCUGUCUGAUGACUACAUGGUUUCAUCACCAGUUAGACAAACGGAGACUAUUGUAAUUGAGAAGACUGAAGCAAUGUAGAAACAUGAAUGAGCAGCUGGGACCGUCGCUGGAUCUGUUCAAAGGCGCUCAUACCAAAUGACUAUCAUUACUUUACCUGCUGCUGUUUUGCAUCAUUAAAAGGUUCAGUCUAAUAUUUAGAACCAGGCUUUUCCCUGAGCUAAGGUGCAUGUGUUAAAGACACACAGUGGGAAAUAAUGGAUUGAGAAAAGCAAUCGAAGCAAGCAAUUAACUUCUAGCUGAUGAAGAACAUGCAUUAUGAUAUUUAGUCAUUCCAGACCACAUUGAGUAAAGGGUAUUAUCCAUUCCUCUGUCUUACUUGCUGCACUACU